UUUUGAUUCGGGACAUACUGUGUACGUGCCUUGAAACUCGUAUCACCUCAGCGGUAACUAGGUCUACUGAAGGCGCGUCAGGAUGCUGCGCCCAGAGUCAUCUUUGAACUCCCAAUCGCUAACUUCGACCAAGGCAAGAUGGCUGGGUUCAUACAUCUGCUGAGGAAAAGAAAAGAGCUUAUUCCUUUAAUUGGAUUCGUGGGUUGUGCUGCAGCUGGUGCAGCCUUUACGUCAGUUUACUUCUUGCUGACCAAACCUGAUGUGAUAAUAAACCGAUCGACAAACCCUGAGCCCUGGGAAAGGAUAGAUCCAUCCAAACCACAAAAGCUCAUUACCAUCAACCAGCAAUGGAAGCCAGUGGAGGAGCUGGAAUUGGUGAAGAGCCUGACUAAAUGAACGUCCCCAACGUGCUCCCCUGCUCCUCCAGACACUUCCACCACACACACCUGCUCAUGCACCUGUUCCUGCACCUCCCACCAGUCUAGCGGAAUCCUUUCUGCACAGACUAGGCUCAUGGAUGAACAGUGUGCGGAAAUGCUUCUACUAAACUGGUGGGUUAUGGCCUGCUCUGCCUCAACUUCUGAAUGAAAAAAUCUGAAUGUGAUUCAUCUUCUGUACGUCUGAAAUAUAUAUUUAUGUUUGUGCACUUGGUAUGUUCUAAUAUAACCCUGUUUGUGUAGUGUAAAAUUUAGCCUUCCAAAUAGUCACUUUGUUAUGGGUUACUUAUGAAAUGAAAUACAAGGAAGCUCACUGUGAAUUUAUGCCUCAGGGAUUUCCUUAGAACAACUAGUUUGCUGUAUCUAUCUACGGCCACACCUAGGUGAAUAGCAACCACAAAAACUCUAAAAGAUAAUGGUGUCUUGCUGAGUCAAAAUCCAAUUUGACAUUAUCACCUUAAGAACACAGCCAAAUGCAUUUUCUGACUCCAGAGACAACAAAGGGGCACUCAGCUGUGGAACCAACUGCCACAGAAAUGCCCCUUCAACAGAAUUCAAAACCAGGCUCGAAACACACAUUUACAUUGGACUUCCCUGUGUUUUAAUUGUCAUACCCUACUAUGGUCUUACCCUGUUAUGUCUGUAAUUAAGUGUUUGUCUCUUGAUGUCAUCUUAGCUUAAAUCACUUAUCUGUAAGUGUAUUUAUUUUAUUAUUCUUUGGCUAAUGCGCUAUGUACAGCACUUUGGUCAGUGAUAGCUGUGUUUAAAUGUGAUCUAAAAAUAAACUUUACUUCCUUACUUA
Molecule: messenger RNA, 1239 nt
Organism: Alosa alosa (allis shad)
Lineage: Eukaryota; Metazoa; Chordata; Actinopteri; Clupeiformes; Clupeidae
Gene: coxfa4l3
Product: chromosome 14 C15orf48 homolog
Exons: 5
Coding region: 139-396 (85 amino acids)
Source: RefSeq, a predicted model, not a curated record